This is a messenger RNA of Papilio polytes (common Mormon), 1465 nucleotides long. Its product is annotated as angio-associated migratory cell protein. The transcript is spliced from 5 exons. The record is from RefSeq and is a predicted model, not a curated record. The coding region runs from base 125 to 1363 and encodes 412 amino acids. NCBI's taxonomy places the organism in Eukaryota, Metazoa, Arthropoda, Insecta, Lepidoptera, Papilionidae. Gene Ontology annotation, molecular function: protein binding.
CGAUGGCAACACGGCUGUACAGCUAUACAGCUGCAAAGAGGUUCUAAAAUUGUUCUAUAUCAAAAUAUUGUUGUAAAUGUAGUACAGUAAAUCUACUCCCGGUGUUAAGAAUAUUUUGCUAACAAUGGAAAACGUGAAUUUAACUCGACCGAUCGUGUAUAUAGAUACUCCACCGUCGUCGAUCAACGGAGAUGAGAUCAACGGCAUGGAAGGCGAUGACCUCAUGUACAUGGAGGAAAUGGAGGAGUUUCAAGAAGACCUCAUGAACUUAGAAGAAGUAGACCAAGAGGAAGAAGACGCAGACAUGGAAGUUCCUGAAGAUCAAUCAAUUGUAUUGUUUAACAAACACAAUGGAUCAGUAUUCUGCUGUAAUUUACAUCCUGACGGUAAAUUUGCUGUUACUGGGGGCGAGGAUGAUAAAGCUUUUGUGUGGUCAACGGAAACAGGCCAAAUUAUAACUGAAUGUACUGGUCAUAAAGAUUCUGUUAUAUUUGUUGGAUUCAGUUUUGAUGGGGCAUUUUUAGCCUCCGUGGACAUGAGCGGAUUGAUAAAAGUUUGGAAAUGCAACUUUGAGAGUACACAGGAGUGGCCAGUGGUGUUUGAAUAUGAGGCUGGUGAUUUAAUUUGGGGCCUUUGGCAUUUUGGAACAAGAGUGCUAAUAUGUGGUGGGGCUUCUGGUGAUAUUUUUGUAUUUAAAAUACCUUCUGGAGAUACAAAGAUAUUACCUGGUCAUAAUGUGAAAACAGAAUGUGGCAAGCUCUUCUCCGAUGGUGUUCGUUUAGUAUGUGGUUAUGAAGACGGCACAGUAAAAAUUUGGGAUCUGAAGACAAAUUCUGUGCUUCAGCAAGUGCCACAAAGUGUCCACCAGAUAAGAGUUACAGACGUUGAUACCCACCCUGAAAAUAAUAUUUUGGCAUCUAUAUCUACAGAUGGAAAGGCUGUAUUGACAACAUCUGUCAAUGGUAAAAUUGUCGCCCAAUUGGAAACGGAUAAUGAUUUAGAAGCUGUUGCAUUUUCAAACAAAGAAUUGGGAUAUUUAGCAUUGGGAACAUUAAAUGGUUCAGUUACGAUUUGGGAUGUUGGGAGACAAAUGAUCCGCCAUUAUUGUUCAAAGAAAGAAGAUGGUGUUGCCGCUGCAGUGACAAAAAUAUUUUGGAUAAAUGAUCAACUUGUCACUGGUUGUUUAGAUGGAUCUAUUAGGAUAUAUGACGGAAGGUCUGGAGAAAGAAGUUUAACGCUAACGGGCCACUGGUUGGAAAUAUUUGAUUUAUGUUAUAAUGAAAAACAAAAUAUUUUAUUAUCUACAUCAGAUGAUGGUACAGCAAGAAUAUUUAAAUAUGAAGCAAAAAGUGAAAAAGUCUAAUAAAUAACUUUGUUAUACAAUAAUGUUGAAACAACUUGUUUGUAUGAGGCCUAAGGCUGAAUUUUCUUGUUAAUAAUAAUAAAUAUUUUUUCAUACUGAAAA